UAGAGGUAGGAAUCACAUUGCAUCACCAGGUUGAUCAUCAACCAAAACAUCAUAUAGCUCUUUGGAUCCGGCAAGGCGAGUAACAUGGAGGUCGUGACUGGGGCUAUGAGCACCCUCCUACCCAUCCUCGGCAACCUUCUCAAGGAGGAGUACAACCUGCAGAAGAACACCAGGGGUGAGAUCAAGUUCCUCAAAGCAGAGCUGGAGAGCAUGGAGGCUGCCCUCAUCAAGGUUUCAGAGGCACCGCUGGACCAGCCACCUGACAAACAGGUCAAGCUGUGGGCGAGGGAUGUCAGGGAUCUGUCCUAUGAGAUUGAAGACAACGUUGACAAAUUCUUGGCAUGCCUUGAAUGUCAGCAGCAUAAGAGGCCACACAGCUUCAUGGGUUUCAUUCAUAGAAGCAUCAACAUACUUACAAAGGGCAAGGUCCGACACAAUAUAGGCAUGGAUUUCAAAGACAUCAAGAGGCGCAUCAAGGAGGUCAGUGAGAGGCGUGAUAGGUACAAGGUUGAUAGCGUUGUGCCCAAGUCCACUAGCACAAGUACUGAUACACUUCGCCAGUUAGCCUUGUUCAAAAAGGCGACAGAGCUUAUUGGCACCGAAGAGAAGAGCCUUGACAUAGUCAAGAUGCUAAUGGAGGGAGACGAUGUUUUCAAGAAACAGCCCAAGAUGAUCUCUAUUGUUGGCUUUGGAGGCUUAGGGAAGACAACUCUUGCUAACGUGGUAUAUGAGAAGCUUCGUGGGGACUUUGAUUGUGGAGCUUUUGUUUCUGUGUCUCUUAAUCCUGACAUGAAGAAGCUUUUCAAGAGUUUGCUCCAUCAACUUGACAAGGGCAACUACAAGAACAUCAUGGACGAGUCAGCGUGGAGUGAAACACAACUCAUUAGUGAGAUAAGAGAUUUCCUUCGAGACAAGAGGUACUUCAUUCUCAUUGAUGACAUAUGGGAUAAAUCUGUGUGGAAUAAUAUUAGAUGUGCUCUGAUUGAGAAUGAAUGUGGUAGUAGAGUAAUCGCAACAACUCGCAUUCUAGAUGUUGCCAAAGAAGUUGGUGGUGUUUAUGAGCUUAAACCUCUUUCUACUAGUGACUCAAGAAAGUUAUUCUACCAAAGAAUAUUUGGAACUGAGGACAAGUGCCCUCAUAUUCAGUUGGCUGAAGUAAGUGAGAACAUUUUGCAGAAAUGUGGUGGAGUACCAUUGGCUAUCAUUACACUGGCUAGUAUGUUGGCUAGUAAAAAGGAACAUGAAAAUACAUAUACGUAUUGGUCCAAGGUGUACCAAUCUAUGGGUUCUGGGCUUGGAAAUAAUCCCGACCUGAUGGACAUGAGGAGGAUACUAUAUGUCAGUUACUAUGACCUGCCUCCAAAUCUGAAGACUUGUUUACUGUAUCUCAGUUUGUAUCCAGAGGAUUAUCAUAUUAAAACCAAAGAGUUGAUAUGGAAAUGGAUAGGUGAAGGAUUCAUUCAUGAAGAGCAGGGGAAGAGCUUGUAUGCAGUAGGCGAGGAUUACAUUGCUGAGCUCAUUAACAAAAGCUUGGUCCAACCAAUGGAUAUCAAUAUUGCUAAUAAGGCGAGCUCUGUCCGUGUACACGACAUGGUGCUUGACCUUAUCACUUCCUUGUCAAAUGAGGAGAACUUUCUCGCAACAUUGGGUGGUCAGCAGACCAGGUCGCUAGCAAGUAAGAUCCGUCGACUGUCUCUCCAAACCUGCAAUGAAGAGGAUGUCCAGCCAAUGACAACCAUGAGCAGCUUGUCCCAUGUGAGAUCACUUACUGUGUUCAGUAAAGACCUCAGUUUGUUGUCCGCACUUUCAGGUUUUCUUGUCAUACGUGCAUUGGAUUUAAGUGGUUGUAGCGAAGUGGGUAAUCAUCAUUUGAAGGAUAUUUGCAAGUUAUUUCACCUGAGGUAUCUGAGUUUAAAAUGGACACCUAUCACUGAGAUCCCGAAAGAGAUCGGCAACCUACAGCUUCUGCAAGUGCUAGACAUAAGGUGCUACGGAUUGGAAAAAUUGCCAUCAACCCUUGUUCAGCUAAGACAACUGGUGUUUAUUGACAUGGGUACAAGGCAAGUCUCUCCAUUGCUUCUAAAAUCAAUGUCCACCUUGCCCUCCCUCUCUUCCCUUGCAAUUGGAUUAAGAGAACUGAGAAAGGAAGACCUCCAAAUACUUGGGAGCAUGCCGUCUCUGCGUGACCUCGCUCUUUUUGUAAUGUAUUGGGGAAAAGUCACAGAUAAAAGGCUAGUCAUUGACAAUGGUUGUCCCUUCCGGUCUCUGAAAAGGUUCAGUAUAAAUAUUAUAGAAGCCACUAGUUUUAUGUUUGCACAAGGAACCUUGCAAAAGCUCCAAAUCCUGGAGUUAGAAUUUUAUAUUUGGAAAAAAGACCAAUUUGGUGAUUAUCAGUUUGGGCUGGAGAACCUCUCUUCGCUUGAGCAUGUCUAUGCGGUUGUUCGUGGUUAUGUUAGUGAGGGUGAGCUGAUCGGUGCACUUGAGAAAAUGCUUGAUAUUUAUCCCAACAAGCCCACACUGACACCGAAGGUAACUCCACGCUGA
Triticum urartu is the source of this 2544-nucleotide messenger RNA. Its product is annotated as disease resistance protein Pik-2-like. Lineage: Eukaryota; Viridiplantae; Streptophyta; Magnoliopsida; Poales; Poaceae. The record is from RefSeq and is a predicted model, not a curated record. Gene Ontology annotation, molecular function: ADP binding. Gene Ontology annotation, biological process: defense response to other organism.